Prorocentrum cordatum is the source of this 207-nucleotide messenger RNA. NCBI's taxonomy places the organism in Eukaryota, Dinophyceae, Prorocentrales, Prorocentraceae. The record is from the annotation of a GenBank genome assembly.
GCUGGCAAGCUCAAGAUCGACCAACGUCUCAUCCAAGACCCCGGGGCCAUGAAGAGGUUCCAAGAUGCUCUUCUAGAGAUGCCCCUCGAGCCCUGGUGCAGUGAGGUCAACGCUCACUGCUGCAUGCUCACUAGUGGGGUCCUACAGGCUGCGUCAGAGGUAUUCAGGCCCACUAUCAGGCUGGCUAAGGAUCCCUACGUCAGUCAG